Chilo suppressalis (striped riceborer) is the source of this 273-nucleotide messenger RNA. The record is from the annotation of a GenBank genome assembly. Lineage: Eukaryota; Metazoa; Arthropoda; Insecta; Lepidoptera; Crambidae.
AUGUCUGGUGUGAGACUGGGUGGAGUUUUGAAAGAGUUGAGGAUUCAUUUGUGUCAGACAAGUAAACAAUCAGCUGGAGUACGAGAAUUUAUUCAACAAAACUAUGUAAAUAUCAAGAAGGACAAUCCGAACUUUCCUAUCCUCAUCCGUGAAUGCAGUGGAGUACAACCUCGUGUUUGGGCUCGCUAUGAAAAAGGAAUGGAGCGCAGCAUCCCUCUUACUAAUUUGGGUGCCAGUGAUGUCUUCUCAGCCAUCAAGCAGUUAGUGAAAUAA